Messenger RNA from Fopius arisanus, 1180 nucleotides. RefSeq names its product dolichyldiphosphatase 1-like. Gene Ontology annotation, biological process: lipid biosynthetic process; protein N-linked glycosylation. Gene Ontology annotation, cellular component: endoplasmic reticulum membrane; intracellular membrane-bounded organelle. The record is from RefSeq and is a predicted model, not a curated record. NCBI's taxonomy places the organism in Eukaryota, Metazoa, Arthropoda, Insecta, Hymenoptera, Braconidae. Bases 40 to 792 code for a protein of 250 amino acids. The transcript has 5 exons. Gene Ontology annotation, molecular function: dolichyldiphosphatase activity.
CAUAAACCACUGGGCGCGCACAUCGACUUGACGCACAAUAUGGCGUCACACGAGGACAAGUUUAUUGACAGCAUCGAGGAUUUAAUGAACAACAACAACAUAGACAAUGAGAAAUGGGUGCCAUUGUCACUGACGCUUGUUGAGUAUCCAAAAGGAGAUGUCAUAGGACUUUUUUUGGCGCUCAUAAGUUUGACGCCAUUCGCUAUUAUUGCAGGAUUUAUUGCACUUAUCCUGUUCAGGAGAGAUUUGCACACAAUUUGUUACUUCAUUGGUAUAAUAAUUAACGACAUCGUGGGGUUAUUACUCAAGUAUACGAUAAAAGAGGCAAGACCGAUGCGACGAGAUGUCGUGUACGUGGAAUACGGUAUGCCAUCAGCACAUUCCCAAUUUAUGUGGUUCUUCGCUGCUUAUACGACAGCAUUUGUCUGCAUCAGGAUGCAUCAGAAUACCAACAGCACAGUAUCCGAGAAGCUCUGGAGAUGGACGAUAAUUGCUGGAUGCUUAUCAGUGGCUGGUCUCGUGACUUAUAGCAGAAUUUAUCUUCAUUAUCACACGAUUUCUCAAGUCCUCUGGGGAAUGAUAAUCGGUGCUAUCAUCGGGGUCAUUUGGUUUUCCAUAACUCAUCUAGUCUUCACGCCGUAUUUUCCAGUCAUUGUGACAUGGAAAACAUCGGAGUAUCUGCUUCUGCGUGAUACUACACUCAUUCCUAAUGUCUUGUGGUUUGAAUACACAAACAUCAGGACAGAAACACGCGCCAGAUCGAGAAAACUCGUGUCCAUGAAGUCUCAAUGACGUCUAAUGGUCGCGCAAUGGUCUGACACUAAAUAAAAAUAAAUUGAUUCCAUAUAUUUUUUUUUAUUCGACUGAUCCUUGUUUAUCGUUUUGUUGUGAUAGAUUCAGAUUUAUCUGUUUUUCAUAUUACCCUUGAGUUUUAAAUCUAGAUCGUUAAUCAUUAUUGAUAAUUUUUUAUACUGUUGUCGUAAAUUUUUAUAUGGAAAAAUUUUUUGUAAAUGGAGACUACGUCACCGUUUUGUCAACAUUUUGAAAAACAUUUUCUACAGGUAGAUGUGUCGUCGCGAUAUUUAGCUCGUGAUUUUCAGUGCUCGUGGUAAUGAGCAAUUGAUAUCGAUCCAAUCUCUGUUCAUUUGUGAAAUAUGAAUAAAGAGGAAUGAGCUAUUAC